Strongylocentrotus purpuratus (purple sea urchin) is the source of this 1244-nucleotide messenger RNA. Its product is annotated as fibropellin-3-like. Gene Ontology annotation, molecular function: protein binding; calcium ion binding. The record is from RefSeq and is a predicted model, not a curated record. Lineage: Eukaryota; Metazoa; Echinodermata; Echinoidea; Camarodonta; Strongylocentrotidae. Gene Ontology annotation, biological process: establishment or maintenance of epithelial cell apical/basal polarity; heterophilic cell-cell adhesion. The coding region runs from base 131 to 1216 and encodes 361 amino acids. Gene Ontology annotation, cellular component: protein-containing complex; plasma membrane. The transcript has 11 exons.
CGUUGACUUCAUAAUUAUUUACAUUGUCUUUUCUGGAGAACCUGAACAACUGCUGGAUAUAUUCGACGAUGUUCUGAACAGUGUUCUAGAAGCCUUGAGUACGAUUUCAAACGAUGUUGGACCGGUAACAAUGACUUCAGGCUUCUGUGAGAACGAGCCAUGUCAGAACGGAGCUAUGUGCAUCGAUGCCGAAGACUUUUCAGACUUCACGUGCUCCUGUACCGCCGGAUUCACGGGCAGAUCAUGUUUAAGAAAUAUUGAUGAAUGCGAAGGAGUGACGUGUGCUAACGAUGGCACAUGCCUGGACGGGAUUAAUGAUUUCACUUGCGUCUGUCCACCUGGAUGGGGAGGAGAUCUGUGUGAUACAGAUACGGACGAAUGCCUGAACGACCCCUGUGGUAACCAAGGAACAUGUGCCAAUAAUGAGGGCUCCUUCUCAUGCAACUGUGCGCCGGGUUACGAAGGUUUUUUGUGCGACAUCGAUGUGGACGAAUGUGCAACUAAUCCUUGUGAAAAUGAGGGAACCUGUCAGAACGGGGAAGGCUCAUAUACAUGCCAGUGUAUUAGAGGAAGGGAAGGCCAGAAUUGUGAAAUUGAUAUCAAUGAAUGUGAAACAACUCCUUGCCAGAAUUCAGGUUUCUGUAUCAACAACGACGGUUCUUUCACAUGUGACUGUAGGCUCACGGGACAUGAAGGGCCCAUCUGUGAAAAUGAUAUUGACGAAUGCGAAGGAGUGACGUGUGCUAACGAUGGCACAUGCCAGGACGGGAUUAAUGAGUUCACUUGCGUCUGUCCACCCGGAUGGGGAGGAGAUCUAUGUGAUACAGGAACAACACCGGGAACAACCCCUGGCACAACACCUGGAACAACUCCGGGAACCACACCAGUAACUACACCAGGCACAACACCAGCUAGCACAUUAUGGAACAACACUUGGAACAACCCCCGGAACAACACCUGGAACAACGCCUGGAACAACACCCGGAACAACCCCUGGAACAACUUCGGGAACCACACCAGGUACUACACCAGGCACAACACCAGGAACAACACUUGGAACAACCCCCGGAACGACGCCUGGAACAACGCCAGGAACAACACCCGGAACAACCCCUGGAACAACUGCUGUAACAACGCCAGCUACAUCAUCUGGAACAACACCAGGAACAACUCCGGGAACCACACCAGGUACUACACCAGGCACAACACCAGGUAAGGUCAAUUUUGUUUGGGCUUUAAAGCUA